AUUACCCUCCGACCCGGAAAUAUACAUGCAUACACGCAUGUGGUAUGCUUGUCUUGACACAGGAAUCAAGAAAAUAUAGCCUAUUUAGGGGCAAGUAAUGGUAUGUAUCCUGCAAUUUGGAAAUGUUUUUUCUAUCCAUAAUCGAGUCGCACAGUUUAUUUCGGUGUACACAGUGUGAUACUUAAACUCGAUCGUGGAAAUGUGCUCCUCCUCCGAGACAACGCAAGAUGUUCAUAAAUAUUUUAUUAAACCGACAUUAACGAACCUGCUUUUUCUCAAAACUUACAAGACUCGUGAACCGUGAUUGUAAAGUUGAGUUAAUCCGUUGAUUAUAUGGACUUGUUUGUAGUUGGAACAAAAGUGAAAAUGACACGUCUACCUGAGUGAUAACUUCAAGAAGACACCUGUUAUAAUCAACCUUUAAGGGCGUAUAAGAAUGUCAGACUCCGGGAUUGUGUUGAACCUGGUUUUUGAAGAAUCUGGUCCUCUAUGCAAAUCAGAGAAAUCCGUAGGAAAUCUCAAACAUAAGCGUUUCCUUGGAAGAAGACAUUACCUGGAGCGCAAGGGUUUGUUAAAAGAGAAACAAAAUGUAAAGUGGAACAGCCUCCCCCCAAAAAAUAAAAAGCUCCCCCUUCAAAAAAAGACACACAUACAGUUCAGUGGAGGGGAUCGAUCGAAAAUGUCCAACACACAGCUCAGUGGAGGGGGUCGAUCAAAAAAGUCCAACACACAACUCAAUGGAGGGGGUCAAUCAAAAAAGUCCAACACACAGCUCAGUGGAGGGGAUCGAUCGAAAAAGUCCAACACACAGCUCAGUGGAGGGGGUCAAUCAAAAAAGUCCAACACACAACUCAGUGGAGGGGGUCGAUCAAAAAAGUCCAACACACAGCUCAGUGGAGGGGCUGUUUUUCCUAAAUUUACCUCUAAUCUGCCAAAUAAGACCAAUAAGCCUUCACCUUCAAGUUCUGCAAAUACGUCUUCCCAGAAAUCCACAUUUUCAUGUCCAUCCACUGCCAGCACGUUUCAGAGGCACCCGACACACCAAGCGGCACCUCGCACCCUUGGACCUUUAAAAUACGUGGCAUUGGACUGUGAGAUGGUGGGAACAGGACCGAAGGGGAUUUGCAGUGAACUCGCCCGCUGCAGUAUUGUUAACUACGACGGUGAUGUUCUUUAUGACAAAUUUAUCAAACCCAUCAAUCCUGUGACAGAUUACCGAACUCGCUGGAGUGGAGUCAGGAGGAAGGAUUUAGUCAAUGCCACACCCUUCCAUACGGCACAAAAAGAGAUUGUGAAGAUAUUAAAAGGAAAAAUGGUUGUGGGCCAUGCCAUCCAUAAUGACUUCAAGGUCAUAAAAUAUUUCCAUCCUAAUUGCCAAACGCGAGACACAUCGAAGAUUCCAUUGCUAAACCAGAAAGCUGGACAGCCUGAGAAUAUAACACUCUCUCUGAAGAGGCUCACUAAAGCUAUCCUCAACCAGGACAUACAGACGGGGAAUGAUGGCCACUCGUCAGUAGAAGAUGCCGUAGCCACCAUGGAACUGUACAAAGUAGUGGAGAAGACGUGGGAGCAAAAACUCAGAGCUCUCAGCCUUUCAGAUAAAGCAAUGGAUCUAGCUCAGAAUCAAAAAUAAGAUUUUUUUUUUUUAAAGAUGCAGUUUUAACGUCACUCCUUUUUUAUCAUCUAAACUUCUCAGCAAGGUCUGAGUUUAAAUACCACUAGGGGUCUCUACAGUUUCUGUAUAUAAAAAAGUUAACUUAUAUUGGUUUAGUUGGUUUGGAGGAAGUGUUGCAAGUAAGUUGCAAAAGAUUUUGGACAUUGUUAACAGUACACAUACAUUUUUGUGUUCUGUUCAGAAUCAUUACAAAGUAAAAAGAAAAACCGCUCUCCCUGUUCCUCCCGCCGCCUGUCUGUCUUUCUGAUGUCUGACUUAUAGGACGAGUCAGCAUUCUUCUUCUACUCUAAAUUCAACACCACCACAUGAAUUACUGCUCCUCCUUUAUUUAACUGUCCAAAUGUACAGGCCCUCAACAGCCAUCCUUGAGAUUACAGUCAAAGCUCUUUUUCCCUCUAACCCACUCAAUCAUCAGUCAGUCUGUGUUUAAGAAUUUGGUCGCACCACUUUGGUGAUGUUUGGGAAGCAGUCGGAUCUUUCUUGCCCACCAGUUUCCCAGCGGUUAAACAAGCUUGUGAUGGUCUGAUUUUCAGCCUUAUAUGGGAUUCUCUUUUGCACAACCAGAAAUGUUAUAAUGUGCAGUAGAACACAGUCGAGUACUUGCAUUACAUGCACUAACCACACUUUUUGCAUCAUUUUUUUUCAUUAUUAAGUUUAAAUAUUCUCUAAAAUAUGCAAAAGUGAUAUAUGGUAAAGCAUAUAGUAGGUCCUAAGGGUUCGCUGGUGACUUCUGUUGCAUAAUCCAUGAAAUCUGCCUCAACUAUAAAGACCAAAGUGUCUUGUAUAAAGGAGGGGUGGAUUUGACAUUAUGGUGCAAAUUUUUUUCAUCUUUCUUAAUCUCUACUAUAUCAACAUUCGUUUGAGGCAGCACACUAAAAAUAAACCAGAUUUUAACCCUUUCAUGCAUUAUGACAACCUCAGUCGGGAUGUUUUUCCUAUGUGUUUU
Molecule: messenger RNA, 2621 nt
Organism: Megalobrama amblycephala (Wuchang bream)
Lineage: Eukaryota; Metazoa; Chordata; Actinopteri; Cypriniformes; Xenocyprididae
Gene: isg20l2
Product: interferon stimulated exonuclease gene 20-like 2
Exons: 4
Coding region: 437-1633 (398 amino acids)
Cellular component (GO): nucleus
Molecular function (GO): nucleic acid binding; 3'-5'-RNA exonuclease activity
Source: RefSeq, a predicted model, not a curated record